Messenger RNA from Rhineura floridana, 1772 nucleotides. It is a transcript of the gene POLD2, whose product is annotated as DNA polymerase delta 2, accessory subunit. The record is from RefSeq and is a predicted model, not a curated record. The coding region runs from base 156 to 1574 and encodes 472 amino acids. NCBI's taxonomy places the organism in Eukaryota, Metazoa, Chordata, Lepidosauria, Squamata, Rhineuridae. Gene Ontology annotation, molecular function: DNA binding. The transcript has 11 exons. Gene Ontology annotation, cellular component: delta DNA polymerase complex. Gene Ontology annotation, biological process: DNA strand elongation involved in DNA replication; DNA replication.
CGUCACUUCCCGUCGGCGUUUCUGUGUUUGGCGCGUUUUCCCCCUCCCUGCUAGGCUAGUCUUCUGGGGUUUCUCUCUCCAGUGGAGAUGAUUUUGCCCUGCGUGGUGAGAAGUCUGCUAUUUAGGCUGCGGGGUCUGUAGCCCUUCUGCAGACCAUGUUCUCGGAGCAGGCUGUCCAAUCUGCGCAGAGCCUCCUGACCUGUCCGUCUGCUGUGGCCUCUACCUUUGACCGGGUACCCAUCUCCACCUAUACCAACUGCUCCCAGAACUUCAGACUUGGGGAGCGGACUUUCAGUCGGCAGUAUGCCCACAUCUAUGCCACACGCCUCAUUCAGAUGAGACCAUUAUUGGUGGAGAGAGCCAGGCGCAAAUGGGGGAACAACAUUACAGUGAAGAAGCUGUGUGACCUGCAGAUAGCAGAGAAAUGCUGUGUGGUGGGGACACUCUUCAAGUCUAUGCAGCUUCAGCCCUCUAUCCUGCGAGAAAUCAGCGAAGAGCACAAUCUGCCGCCACAGCCUCCCCGCGCCAAGUACAUCCACCACGAUGAUGAGCUGAUCUUGGAAGACGAGCUGCAGCGAAUCAAACUGGAGGGAGCCAUACAAAUCAACAAGCUGGUGACGGGGACCAUACUUGCUGUCUACGGCUCAGAGAGGGAUGAUGGCAAGUUCCUUGUUGAGGACCACUGCUUUGCAGAUAUGCCUACCCAGCUGCCCAUGAUGGGGCCUAGCACAGACAGGUUUGUCUUGCUGGUGUCUGGCCUUGGCCUUGGUGGCAAGAGCGGAGAGAGUCUUCUGGGCAUGCAGCUCCUGGUGGACAUGGUGACUGGGCAGCUGGGUGCUGAGGGAGAGCAGUGCAGUGCAGCCCUCAUCUCCAGAGUCAUUCUGGCGGGCAAUUUGCUCAGCCAGAAUACUCAGAGCAGAGACACCAUUAACAAGGCAAAGUACCUAACCAAGAAGACUCAGGCUGCCAGCGUGGAGGCUGUGAAAAUGCUGGAUGAAAUCCUGCUGCAAUUGAGCAUGUCUGUGCCUGUAGAUGUGAUGCCUGGUGAGUUUGAUCCCACCAACUACACUUUGCCCCAGCAGCCGCUGCAUCGCUGCAUGUUUCCCCUGUCGAGCGCCUACUCCACACUGCAGCUGGUUACCAACCCUUACCAGGCUAACGUUGAUGGUGUCAGGUUUUUAGGAACCUCUGGACAAAACAUCAGUGACAUCUUCAAGUAUAGCAGCAUGUCUGACUAUCUAGAAAUUUUGGAAUGGACGUUGCGGAUUGGGCAUAUCAGUCCUACAGCCCCAGACACACUUGGCUGUUACCCGUUUUACAAGACCGAUCCCUUCAUCUUCACCGACUGCCCUCACGUCUAUUUCUGUGGGAAUGCACCUUACUUCAAAUCCAAGGUUGCCAAAGGUGAUGAUGGUCAGAAGGUCUUGUUGGUGACCCUUCCUGAUUUCAGCACGACACAGACUGCUUGCUUGAUCAAUCUGCGUGACCUCACCUGCCAGCCGGUCAGUUUCUCUGCCUUCAGUGCCAAUGACGAUGAUGGGGAAGAAGAGACAGUAAUGGAGACUGGCCACUGAGAGGCAUGUGAUACUGCCUUCUUCUCUAGAACUUAGAGCCAUUGUCUGCUCCCCAUCCCUGGGCAUUUCCUGGGUAUUUGAACCUUUGACUCAGACAGAGGAAUACAAUAAAAUAGAACACCUGCUUCCUCUUUGUGCCUUGGUAGUUGGCUCUCUAGAAUUAUUUUAUACAUAUGAUUAAAAAACAAAUGCAGAAAU